UCCGUAUGUGUAUGUCCAGUGUACAUGUACAUGUACGUACGUACAUGUAUGCAGUGCGUACAUGAACUUGUAAGCCAGUUCGAAUGAAUGUGAACGAGAAAAAGUACAUGUGGUAAGCAGAUAAGUGAAUAAAACUACUGCUUUUGCCUGGAUCUGCAGCCAUCAUUUAAAUCAACACAAUAAUGUGGUUCCUUGGACACUGAGGUAGAUUGGUGUGGUCAUCGGAAGAGAGGAAGAAAAGCAGCGGUUAUAUCCAUCGUUCCAGCCCUGCAGUGAGGGAUAUCGCCAGAGACUCGCCCCACCGGCAUCGGCCGAAGGCAAGAGCGCCGCUCUGCGGAGAGCCGACCACCCGCUCGGUGCAUCCUGACCAGCUACACACACGCGGUGGUCAAGCCGUAAAACACUCACUACUACCCAUCGCCAUUCGGCCUUGAACUAAAGCCACUCCGGCCACGGCCAGAGGGGAGUUGAAAGGUUCAGAGCUAACGAAUGAUCCGCUGGACGAGUGACCAACAUAGAGAGGGAUUCUUCGACGGGGGAUCUAGUUCUUUUCGCGGGCGAGGAAGAUAAUCAAGAAGGAAAAAAACCUGACUGCGGAUUCCAGGAAGACCUUAAAUUUUCGUCGGAGUUCGGAAGAAGACAUUUGUUCUGAAUGUACAAUAUGGCGUUAGCGCUCGCAGAGAACGAGCACCAGAAUGGGACGAUAAGCUCCCUGGCCACCAGCAGUGAGGUGCUACAGAAGCCAGUCUCCACACAGCCCACGCAGUCCCCAAUGCAGCCGCCCCUCCAGCAGAGCUCCUGCUGCUUGGUGUGCGGGGACAAGUCCUCAGGGUUCCACUAUGGCGUGCUGGCCUGUGAGGGCUGCAAGGGCUUUUUCCGGAGAAGCAGCAAGCGCGAAAAAGAGUACACGUGUCGCCACGGCAACGGCCACUGCACAAUAGGCCGCAUGAACAGAAACCGCUGUCAGCACUGCCGCUUCAAGAAAUGCCUGGCUGUGGGGAUGUCAAGAGAAGGUAACUGUAAGACUGUUAGGUACGGUCGGGUCCCGCAACGCACAAAGGUCAAAGGCAACUCGGGCGCAACGUCAACCCGGAAGAAGAGCACGGACUCUGAGUAUGGAGUCAGCGACAGCGACGACAUUCCACACUUGCCCCAGCCGCCCGUGAACGGGCAGACGACCUACGACCUCGCCACCAUCCCGCCGGGGGCCGACACGCUGGGCCUGAAGCAGGCCGAGAUGUUUGAGCUGGUCAGAACGGUGUCCUAUGCCUACCGCAUGACCUGCAUGUACACACCCAAUAAUGCACCAUACCUCCGAGAUUUCUCUUUCCCUCAGGACAACUGCCAUAUCUCAACGAGUAAUGGCGACAGCAUGGACCUCAUGGGCCGGCGGACGUGGCUCCAGGUGGCUGAGCUCCUGGACCAGGCGGUCAGUGGCCAGGUGGAGUUUGCCAAGGCUAUCCCCGGCUUUCGCAAUCUCUCCCAGGAUGACCAGCUCCUGCUGCUGAAGGCCAGCUUCUUUGAGCUCUGGGUCUUGCGGGUGGCACCGCUGGUCCUGGCCGUUGGACCACUUGUCAACGGCUUUCUGUCCCCGCCAGGCAGCGGGAUGGGGGCUCCGGGCCCGCAGCAGGCCCUGGCCGGAGGCAGUCCAGCCGGCAGCUCCCUGCUCUGGCAGCAGCUGUACCAGCUGCUGUCUCAGGACCUGUUUGCGAUGAUGUCCACCUUCGCGCAUGAGAUCAACCAGCUGUGCCUGCUGGAGACGGAAGUGUCACUGUUUGCUGCAUCCCUGCUCACAGCCAGAGAUAUACCAGGCCUGGCCAACCCAACGUUGGUAGCAGAGCUCCAGGACCAGCUCUUUGAGGCGCUGCGGCUGCAAGUUGAAGGAAACCACCCCCCAAGCAGCCCACCCUUCAUCAGCUCACUGGUCAACAAGGUGCACGUCCUGCGCCGCAUUGGCGCCAUGCACCGAGACUACGUCAUCGGCUGCGCCCAGCGCUGGCCCGACUUGUGCACCAGUUUACCCGCCCUCUACGCCGAGAUGAUGGACAUAAGCAUGCAGUGACAGACGACAAUGUGCGAGGCGGGUUAAAAAAAUUGCUUUUUGUUUUUCAAAGUGGCAUUCUUGCAAACAGUGUCCUGGCGUUUGUCUUUUACGGGAGUCUGAGAUGUAUAAACAGGCAAUCACAGAAGAGAAAAAUGUCGUAAGUUGCCCAAGAGUAUCAGGUGUUUGGUCCUAAAAAUGUGAUUCUAUGUUGUGUAGCAUCGACUGAUUGGAGAUAACAAUCUGGACAAUAUCUGUCAUAGAAAAUUACCGUGUUUUCCCUGUUUUCAAACUGUGGCUAAUACAAGCAUUGUCAAAAAUUGCAGAAAAAAGUCAAGGGUUACGAGCAACGAGGUUGUUUUUAUCUGUCCCAGUUUUCUACUGGUGGAAUUGAUAGCUUUUGUCAUGGGCCAAUCAAUCACUUCUUGGUGCAUUUUCCCCCAGGAAUGUUUGCAAGAAUGACUGGAAUGGUAUAAAAAGCGGCUGAGGAAGCAUAUCGUAUCGGGGAAAAAAGCAUUUCCAGUCCUGUUGUGGAAGUGUCAUGGUUGUGAUGGUGUUUUUUUCACAAUUUUGUCCGUCCGCACGUGGAAUGUUGUGCGGGGGAUAAAAAAAAAAAGUAUAAAUGUAUCAUUACGGCAGGGAUUUUAUUAUAUGUGAAUAAUUACUAGUCACUGUUUUCUGAAGAAAGCAGUGAUGUAGACUAGGGGUAUAGUAGACAUAAAUGUAUGGGACUGCUGUGUGUAGACUAUACUGGAAAACUUGUUCCUGUGUUAGUGGACGUGAAAGCAUCCACGGGUCAAAUGUGCCAUGGAGUUUAGCCACCUUGAGUCUUGCUCCCCAAAUUGCCAAGAAGAAAUACUGUCCAAUCCGAAGGGUUGAGGGUACCAGCCUACAGUCUAGGGAUGGGGGGGUGUCCAAUUCUCAGAUUUAUAUCCGUUUCAGACGUCAUUCCUGACAAGCAAACAGUUGGCAUACCAAAAUGUUUGAAAUAUUAGAAAAUACUUCCAUUUUGGGGGUGGAUGACAUACAGCUCGAUCUUUCUCCAGCAGAACAGGACUCUUCCUUUUUUUGUCUUUUUUUUUCUUGAGCUCAAAUCAGCUCAAAUCUCAGAUAGUCAAGGGGUUGAAAGUCUGGAGACUGUGACAGCUGAGAUUUGGAACCUUGUUACCCUUUUCUGAACUUGAAGCCGUCACAACUGCUGUUUGCACACAAACACUUUACACGCAUCUCAUUAGUAGGCCAUUCAGUGCCUUCAAUGAUUCUUGCGUUCUCUGAGGCCAUGCAGUAGCUAGAAUAUCUUUUCACCGGGAAAGGAGACCAUUUUGGGGGAGGAAUAGAAAUGUGAAAUUUGAGCCUAUGCCAUGAGUGCUUUGAUUCAAUCUGCUUCUCGCUACCAUUGCGUCAUACAUGUAUUUAUACAUACAGGCUAGGAAUAGAUUGUGGCUGGGUCCAAAUUGUGCUCCUUGUGGAUAGGGUUUUGGAUUUGCCAAUAGUGUGCCAUGCUGAACAGCCAUAGCCCCAGACAUCAAACCCUGCUUUGGGCACUGCCAGAAGCAGUCACUCUCCAAAUUUCAAACUAGGCUGUUACCCACUUAUUGAAAGUUGUAUUUCAUGAUGAUGGCAAUAUGACAAAGCAGGUCCAAGACAAGUUAGAUUUAAAUGUAUGUGUACACUGUCACCAUCAGAAACCAGGCAGUAUUAAGAAAAAGAUAGACAAGAAUUUACUCUCUGAGUGACAAGUAGAAGGGACUGCAUUCAGAUGCUUCCUUUUAAUUUCAAACAGAUGUCUUAGGGCCACUGGUGAUUUCUACAUGUAUGUGAUUUUCGUUCCCUUGGCCAAUCGCAGGUGGUCACAGAUGGGCACAGAGAAGUUUGGCUGUCCACUGCAUGCAUGGCUUGUUGAGGGCGCCGUGUACUGAGACAAAGAGCAUUGUGCAUGAGGGCAACUUCGUGUUAAAUGGAAAAUACUUCAGUGUUUUUUGUUUGUUUGUUUUUCCUGGAGUUGCAAUGGCUUACAAGUUUGGUUCCCAGAUGCUCGUCAGUCCCUGUCCCUCAUGCUACACAUUGCUCUUUAUCAUCAGCCUAUUCCAUACACUUAAGGGGUUGCAACUUCAGAUCUGAAGCCAUUUGUUUUCCCAAGGAGGGCAACCCCGUGGGACUUUUUGAAUCAUAUUUACGCAGGAAACAGUCAGUUGUCCAAGUUGAUCAGUCUUUGCCAUUUUUAGAUCAGUGAGUGCAACCCCCACGCACAAGAACCAACCAUUUGGGGAACGAAAUGGCGUCACACCCGAACUCAGAUCACAACUCUCUAGAGCGUUAUAUUCAGUCCACAGAGAUGACAUUAAUCAACUUUGAAAAACCUUGAAACUUUGAAAAUCAGAUCACUGCCGUGACAACCAUAGCCACUGAAUUGCUGAAAGUUGGCUGAUCCCGACAUGGCUUCAACCACUCAUAAAGGACAUUAUGCAUCUUGUACAUACAGUUAAACAUAUAAAGGCACCAAUGUAAAAUUAGAUCCUUGCACAGUAUCUUGAGCUCAAAGCAAAACUGACUAACUUUUUUUAAAUUUUUGUCUUGAAUGCUAACAUUUCUCUGAAAUAAGGUUUUCCCUUCUUUGCAUUUUUAUUUUUUGAAAUCGUAGGAGUAUAAAUUUAGGGGUAUGUAAAUGAAAUACAUAAGCAUCUGCAAUAAGUUUUGUGUUCAUUUUUUUUUACUUUUUUAAAGAUUUUUAGCACUUCCUUCUGUAUAUACAACCAACUAUCCUACGUGUUCACUGCAAAAUACAUGUAGAUCCCAAAUCACUUCAGAUUGUCAACUUUUGUGUUUGUUGAAAAGUCACAUUUGAGUACCUGGCCAGUGUUGUAACGAGUCACUAAAUUUGAUGACUCAAGUCGAGUCAUUUUAACAUUGUCACUUGAGUCAAGUCAUCAUUAGGUCAAGACUUGAGUCGAGUCACUGUGUAGUUGAGUCAAGUCUUAUAAGCUUGUACUUGAGUCGAGCCUCCAUGAGAGAUUUGAGUCAAGUUGAGUAAUUUGGUCACACAGACUCAAAUCAAUUCGAGUCAUUUAUCUGUCAGGAGUCGAGUCGCCAACAAGUGUGACUCAAGUCGGACUCGAGUCAUUGGCUCAAGUCAUUACAACUGGGUACCUAGCCACCUUCAACUUCGCGUCUCUGAAAUAAAAUGAAACUUUUACUAAAUGACAGUUUGCAUCUGUCUGAAAACGAUUGCUUCAAAAGCUCUCAAAAAAAUCCUAUUUUUUGCCAAACAUGUCAGUACUUCUUUUAUUACUCUAAACCAGGGCUUCUGCUAAACUUUUCCAAAGCCAAGUUUGCCAUCUUCAUGUCCACAUAUCACUAGUCAUGUCCUCAUGCUUGAAAUUCACUUUAUGCAGAAUAAAUUUUAUUAGAGAGUAAAUUUUCUGGACAAUCUGUGAUGUUGACGAUAAGUUUUGGGUGUUUUUGUUUUUGUGCAUAGUUUUUGUUUUAUACUUUCCAUCCCCAAACAGACCAACUUUUCCCACUUUGUAAUUCCACUGUGUGGUCCAAGUUUGGUAUACUUUAAUACCUUUCGGGAAUGCAGUUCCCAUAGUAGCCGAGUGAUCUUAAAAUGUGUCACAUUUUAAACCAAAUAGAAAUGAAAACUUUAUUCUCAUUUUUGUGCCAUAAUAUCCUGGCUGAGUGGGUUUGUAUUGCCCAGUUCCCAUUUUUUUUUAAUUUUAUUUUAUAAAGGAAUUGAAAACACAAAGCAAAAAGCUGAUCAUUGUGUCUAGUUUAUGAAAUUAUUACCACCGAGCAAUGAACGCAAAUUAUGAAUUCUUUGGCUGUGUCGUUACAGGUCCAACUUCAUGGCACAAAAGCAGCUUGGGUUGUAACUUAAUUUUUUUGCACUAAGCAAGUGUUUUAAUUGUGUAGCGAAUUUGUGUCCUUUGCAGCUCUUUCUACAUUGGCUCUUAGUGCUCCUUUGACAUCUACCGGCACUGAGGAGCCAGUUUCACAAAAUGAGCCAGUUCGCCAUAUGGUUACAGAGAUUAGGCCAACCUCACGUGCAUACAUACAGCUGUCCCUUGAAAGAAAUGUGUGCACCUGCAGGUGCCCCCCCCCCGGACAUAAUAGCCCUAGUUACACCACUGUUUCUGAAGGAUUUCCGUUGGGCUUCAUUUUGGGGUAUGCACUAUUGGAAUGGCAAACUGGCUCAUUUGAGCACAAAGCACAGAAAAUAGCUGCUUACCAAGAGCAAGAUACCAGCUAACAUGCUGUACACAGUAUACUUAGUGAGACCGGUCCCCUGCCAGUUUUUUGCUGAGCACAUAAAUUUGCUCCCCAACAUUUCGCACUAAUAAGCAGCUCUUUGAAACCAGUUCACAACUUUUUUGCAACAUUCUGUUGAGAUAAUAGACCAUGUGUGGACAUCGUUACUAUGUGUAGAUGACUUCCUUAGCCUCAUUUCCUUGUGUAGUGUGUGUAUCUCGUCUGGGCACAAGCGCGAAUGCUCGCUCUUGUCAUCAGACAUCACGAAACCAGUAUGCUGAAAUAACAAAUGGAUUUGUAGUGUGCAGUGUCACGCAUGUAUAGUGUUUGGAGUUGCACUUUAUAGUCUGUUUAGUGUAAAAAGACAAAAAAAAAAAACGGAAAACCAAGGAUUAACUUUUUAUAUCACGUCUGGUGAUUUUUUUUUCCUUUUGUCUCUGUAAGUCUCGAAAGGUUGGUGAUAUUUUGUGAUUACAAGAUGCCCUUAAUUGCUCAUGGUUUAUCUGGUAGUUUCUUUCUAAAAUAAUUGGUUUCCGUCAGUUGAUGCUCCCUGCUUAGAAUUGAAAACAUCUUGGUAGAGAAAGCACUUGUACGAUGCAGCCUGAACAUCGUUUAAAAGGUUUCAAUGUGUUUAUGGGACUUGCUCACAUUUUCAACGCUACUGUGUGGAUCAGUUAUACUCCGUUAUGGACCUGUUUAUUUCACAUGGUUCCAAAUCUCGACCAGUGAUCCAUUGACGGUUCACUGACACCAGAACCUGCCUAAUGGAUGGCGCUAACCCGCAUUGGAACCACUGAUCAACAUCCAGAUCCAUGUGAAACAGAGAGGGUCUGCAUGUAAAGUGCUGUUGAUAUACCUUAUUCACAGGGAAGAUAUAUAUAUAUAUACAUAUACAUGUAUUACCUUGUUCCCUGAAUCUAUCAUAUUCAGUGUAAUCUAUUAAAGAAGGUGGUGCUAGACUAUUCUUCGGUUCCAAGCCUCAGGCUGCGUCUGAAUCUGCUGUCUAGAGAUAGGUCUAGGUCUUCACUCCAUUAGACAUAUGUGGAGACGUGCAGACAGUAGACCUAGCCAUAGCCCUAGAAGCCCAUUUCAGACACUGGUGUUUUUUUAUUUCAAAUUAUUCUGUACAAAAACUGGCAUAAAUUUGUAUGAACCUUAUUUCAUAGCUGUUAGUUACUCUCAGGUUCCAAAAAUGAAAACUUUUUGCUCAUUUUCAAAUCAAGAUGGCCGACACGUGAAUACAGUAUAUUGACAGUUUAUUUAUAGACUGAUCUAAAUCUGUAAAUGUGCCAAACCUUGUUGAGGCUAACUUUGUGCUGAAGUGGCUUCCUACUUUGUUUACUUUCUUUACCUCAGUUGCAAACUUCUACCUCCCAACACAGACAGAGCAGAAUCUGUAAAAUAUUCAUUUAAAAAAAUUCUUUGAUCAAAAGUGAUAUGUAUUGAUUUUUUUUAAUACCAAUGAAAGUUUGGGUAAAUUUAUCUUUUUGCUGCUACCUCCACUCACAUCUACAUAUUUGCAAAUGUGGGCAUCCUUUUUUAACAGCCAUGUUUCAUAGUCUGCUUAGGUCAGUUAAGUUGAGCUCGCGGUCAACGGACAGGCUUAUUAUGUAAAGCUCAGCUAAACUCCACUGACCAAUAAAACUUCAGGGCUGACAUAGAUUAUGCAAAUUUUAUUCGUGCAUUGGCUGCGUCAAGCAGAUUCACAUCUCAGGGUUCCCGUAGCAACAUUCUCUCAAUCUUUCAUGUGUGUGUGUGAGAAUGUUUUUCUGAUUGGUGGAAGUUAUCAUGUGAGACAAUGUCUGACCUGUCAGAUGGUGUCUUUUACGGAAUCAGUGAAAUCUAAAACAUAGACUACACAUCCCUGUGCAAAUACCAUUAUUUUUUUUUUAUUCCACAUGAAAAUGAAGGCAAAACUGAUUGCAUAUGAAAGGACUGAGUGAUUAUUUUUUUCUGACAAAGGUGAAUUAAUCAAAGUUCCUGCAAGAACAUGUUAUUAUGCUCAUUGCACCAAUCUUCAUUUUACUCCCUGUAAUAAUUCUAGUAUACAUACUACUUAGCACAAACUGGAGAGUUUGCCUGGCAAGUUCAAGGUAAAGUUCAGAGUAUCAGUUACAAACUUUCAUUUCUUUGUGUGGGGGACCUUAUAUUUUAAUUUCAGGAUCUAAACAGUACUUUAUAUGUGCCUUAUAUUACUUGAGUUUGUUCGAAUGCAAUUAAUGAAGUGAAAUCAACUCAUGUUAUUUUUGUGUUUAGCGAUUAACAGCAGUUGUUUGUCGUGGUAUUAACCUGCAUUAUCUCACUGGGGAAGGUAAUGUUGGGAAUGGAACUGUCCAACCGUGUGUUUGAUCCAAUGGAAACCCACCAGAGAUACAUGGUUCACAGACAUGCUACACAUGUACCAGAGUAUUCUAUAAAGCCACACCUUAUUGGCCAAUAUUUAAUAGUGUUUUGACCAAUCAAAAUCCUCUCUUUAUCCACUUCUAUAUACUUUAAGAGGUUUCCAACUCUUUAGAGACUUCAACUCCUUUGUGUUGAAUUAAAUUCAGACAUCUCAUUAAAUUCUUGCCAAAUUGCCCUCAUUUUAAAAUUUUUAGACAACCCACCCGCAAAACAAUUUUUAAAUGAUGUAAGUGUAGAUUGAGUUUUUUUUUUAUUUUACUAAAUAUUGAAAAUUACAGUUUAUUUACCUCAAGCUGGAUUUUCUGGUUUAUGAACGUGCCAAUGUGACAAUAUUGUACACGUACAUGUAAAAAAAGACAACUUGUGUAUGGUUCUGUGUAACAGACAUUGUGUUGUAUAAACUCUGCAAGGUUUCUUUCUUUGCCUUUUUUUUCUGUAGCAUGUCAAAUAUCUAGUAGAGGUUUCUGUAAUCAGACUUGAAUCAGCUUUCAGAUCGAUUUGUAUUUUUGUUUUUUUAAUGAAUACAGAAAUGUUGGGUUAUUUUUCAUGUGGUGUUAUUUUCCUUUGGUGUUAUUUUCCUAUUAGUUUAUGAUGGUGUCUUGAGUUUAAAUCAGUCAUUAGCCAUGUCCAGCCUGUUUGCAUGAAGUUCCAUGUUAGAUGGAGGGAUGUAUUGUGAUUGAUUUGGUGUACAGUUGUUCCGAAAUUCAAAGAAUGGUAAAAUUCAGUGUGCGUCGAAUUGUGGGUUUGCACAUUGAGGUAUAAUUGAAUUGUCUCAUUCAUGGAGGUAAUGAAAUACGUUACAGCACAAAUGAAUUGAAUAGUAUUAAAAGAUAUUAAAUUUUUUUUUGGGGGGGGGACAUAGUGAACAACUUUUUGCCAACUUUUUGCCCUGAUCUAUCAAGAAAGAGUAGACUAGAAAGUGGUCCAAUGAGGUUCCUUGUUAUAUGUUUUAAAGAUGGCAAUUAUCAAUGAAUUUAAUUGGAUAGGUGUUCCUCUCCAGCAUGUGAAGCAACAAAACACUUUUUCUGCCUCGUAUUGUUAAAACCCUUGGUUUUCACAGUUUGAUCGGGGGCCUUUGUUUGCGAGGCAAUUUAAACAUUUGAGUGAAAAGUUUGAAGGAUAGAAAAGUAAAAUUUGUCAAACAAUGGCACUGUGUCACCAUAUUGUAAAGUCCAGGUAGAUCAAAGAAAAAAAUGUGCUUCACGUAGGUUUAGAACUAUAAAAUAAAAGGAUUCGUGUACAUAAUUAAUGUGGGUUUUUAAGCAUCAUAACUUUUUUGAUAUAGCUUCAUAAACUAAAAAUAUACAAAAAUAUAUAUAUGUUAAUGAUAUGAAAAAAAAAACAAUUUUAAGCAUUGCAUGCAGGAACUUGGCUUUCCAUGUUAUAUUUUAUAGUGAAGUAUUUUGUGAAAGCUUGCUAUAAGUCUCAGGGGUUUGGAAGCCAGUUUCUGUUGAUGCUCUUAAAGGUUGAAGGUCGGCAGUGUGUGGCCUGAAAGGUCAGAUGUCGCGACCUCAUUAGUGUUGUAACAAGGAUGCCAUUGCAUUGGUGCGAUCCAAAUCACAAUCGUGUGAAGAGAUGUUUAAUUGUGCAUGUGUGGCCACUUGUCUUUUCCCUGUUUAUGAAUUUUAAAAAUUGUCUACUGGUUGCAGAUACGUGUCUUUAAGGGGAACCCUGUAAAACAAGGUGCAGAGUAUUUCUGUCAAAUUUGAGAAUUUCUAUUCCUGGGGAAAAAAAGCCAAUUUGAUGUCGAAAGUUAACCCCUAAAGGCAGCAGAUUACAACUUGACCUGUAAAAUGUGCAACAAAUGGAUUCAAAACUACAUCAUCAGGUUUUUAAAAGUAAAAAAUCAAAAGAUCAAAUGUUGUCCUAUGUAGUGUUUAUGUGUUAAGAAAAUAACAAAUAUGCAAGUUUGUUUUUCAGAAAACUUGGUACGUGUAAGUGUUGUACAGCAACUUAGACCUGUGUAAUAGGCGUGGGCAUUUCCAAUGAUAUGCAAAUUGUUAUCAGUGUUGUAUAGAUGGUAAGUGUUCAUGGGUCAGGAAAUGAAUAUUCUGUAUGAAUAUUCAAUGUUUAGAUUUAAUGUUGAUGUUUUUCACGGGGUAAUACACGUAUGGUGUGAAUAUUCAUAAAAAUGCAGAUUUCAAGUCACCAAUAGGAACAUUAGUGCUGUGCGUAAACUCUGACUGAGUUUCUUCGAGAGCCACUCAGGAUUAAGUUGUGAUUUGCAUUGAAAUUCCAAGAUGAAUAUUGAUGUUAUGUCCUCCGUGAGAUUUUGUGAUAAAAAACAAUGCCUUCAGUCAGUUCGGAAUAAAAAUACGUGUUUGAGUGUUCACGAAACGUAAUUACUACCUCACUUGAUCACUGUCUUAAAGCAUUUUAUCCAGGUUAUUGAAGAAAGCUCAGUUUACAAAGCUGUUUACUGGAAUUUAAGCAGGUUUAUCAGAAACAAUGCGUGAUGAAACUGGAUUAAGAAUGUUACUGGCCAGGGUUUCUUUGCACUGCCCAAGUUUCUUCCACUUUGGUAAAAAGUAAAUGAAAUGUACAGUUGUUUGAGAUGUGAUUGGCAAACAGAAAAUGAAGGAAAAUGUGUAAAUUUGAGAAUGAAAACUUAAACUCAGGGUUCGCUUUCUUCAGUUUUUGUUACAUAGUCGUAGAAUAAAAGCACAGAUGUAGAUUAAGUUUACCCAUCCAUUUACUGUGAAAAAAAUUUCUCUCUGAAAAGAAAUUAAGCAUUUUAGAUAAUUUUCUCUUAUUGUAUACUUGUAUAUUGUCAAGAAAGAUUUCGAGUCUAAUUUUCUGUUGUGAGUUAAUGCUUUUUAUGGGUUGGAUCACGGAAGAUAUCACGGACGUAGGUAUUGUAGUGAAGUACAGUAGGCUAAAGCAGAAUUAUGAAUAUAAUUAAAUAAAAUUGAAAAUAUCUUGAACAAAGA
This is a messenger RNA of Acanthaster planci (crown-of-thorns starfish), 11622 nucleotides long. RefSeq names its product ecdysone-induced protein 78C-like. Gene Ontology annotation, biological process: regulation of DNA-templated transcription. Lineage: Eukaryota; Metazoa; Echinodermata; Asteroidea; Valvatida; Acanthasteridae. The record is from RefSeq and is a predicted model, not a curated record. Gene Ontology annotation, molecular function: DNA-binding transcription factor activity; sequence-specific DNA binding; zinc ion binding.